UUUUUCUGUUUUUGUUUUUUAAACUAAAUUAACAUGGCUCGAAUGAACCGCCCUGCUCCUGUGGAAGUCACAUACAAGAACAUGAGAUUCCUUAUUACUCACAAUCCAACCAAUGCAACCUUAAAUAAAUUUAUAGAGGAACUUAAGAAAUAUGGAGUGACCACAAUAGUAAGAUUAUGUGAAGCAACUUACGACACUGCUCUUGUGGAAAAAGAAGGCAUUCGUGUUCUUGAUUGGCCUUUUGAUGAUGGUGCACCACCUUCCAACCAGAUUGUUGAUGACUGGUUAAGUCUUGUAAAAAUCAAGUUUCGUGAAGAACCUGGUUGUUGUAUUGCUGUGCAUUGUGUUGCAGGACUUGGGAGAGCUCCAGUGCUUGUUGCCCUAGCAUUAAUUGAAGGUGGUAUGAAAUAUGAAGAUGCAGUACAAUUCAUAAGACAAAAGCGGCGUGGUGCUUUCAACAGCAAGCAACUUUUGUAUUUGGAGAAGUAUCGUCCUAAAAUGCGGCUGCGCUUCAAAGACUCCAAUUGUCAUAGAAACAACUGUUGUAUCCAAUAAAACUGGGGUGCCUGAUGCUAUUGCCUUGGAUGUGGAACUUCAGACAAGACCUGUUUUGUCAUACAUAAUUAGCCAACAUUUUGGCUUGGUGAAUAAUUCUAACGAAGUCCAUAGGAG
Jaculus jaculus (lesser Egyptian jerboa) is the source of this 672-nucleotide messenger RNA. RefSeq names its product protein tyrosine phosphatase type IVA 1-like. The coding region runs from base 34 to 555 and encodes 173 amino acids. Gene Ontology annotation, biological process: protein dephosphorylation. Gene Ontology annotation, molecular function: protein tyrosine phosphatase activity. The record is from RefSeq and is a predicted model, not a curated record. NCBI's taxonomy places the organism in Eukaryota, Metazoa, Chordata, Mammalia, Rodentia, Dipodidae. Gene Ontology annotation, cellular component: nucleus. The transcript has a single exon.